This is a messenger RNA of Alternaria postmessia, 663 nucleotides long. RefSeq lists its product as uncharacterized. Lineage: Eukaryota; Fungi; Ascomycota; Dothideomycetes; Pleosporales; Pleosporaceae. The transcript is spliced from 2 exons. Bases 1 to 663 code for a protein of 220 amino acids. The record is from RefSeq and is a predicted model, not a curated record.
AUGGCAAAGGACCAAGACUAUGAGGCAGCCGUCGAGAAGGGCACUAAGCUGUUGCAAAUGUUGACCAAGAAGACCAAAACGUCCAUUGAAAGCGCAUUCAAGCACACGAAAGAACUAGCCCAGCAUGGCUAUUACCUGGAGACCAACCAGACUAGCUUCGAAAUCGAAUGUACCGCCAGAGCGCUCCGCGACCUGAACGUCAACCACAAGAUGAUAUAUGAUGGAGGAGAGAACACAAUACGUGGAUACUUCUCUCAAGUCAGCAACCCGAGCGCUGGCGUUCUCAUUGCGGAUACCAAUCUCUCACCUUCCCAUGCAGCAGCUUUUGACGAUGCUGGAGACAAAGGAUAUAUUGAUUUACCAUUACUGCGCCACUGGUCAGACGUAGCUUUCCUGCAAUAUCUCUCCUCUUUCCACUCUCCACUUGUCCAGCCCAUAUCGCUUAACUAUAUCUUCCGCAUUCAGAUUCAGAACUCCGAGACCCUCUUAGUGCUCAAUAAGAUUAUCAAGAUGCAUGGUCGUAGCAUGUACGAACUUUGGCCCGGUAUUACAUUCGAUAUACAAAGUGAAGAGGGAAAGGCUAUCCUUGGAACUCCACAUGGGAGUGGCGUUGCAUGGAUGCUCAUCCAACACAGCAAAGCAUUGAGAGAGAGAACAAUUUAA